AUGCUCCCUGAAUCCAGCUCUCUCUGGCUACUUCAGCUGCUCCGGGACAUCCAGCUGGCCCAGUUUUAUCGGCCCAUCCUUGAAGAGCUUAAUGUCACUCGGCCAGAGCAUUUCGACUUUGUAAGGCCUGAGGACCUGGACGGCAUUGGCAUGGGCCGGCCUGCUCAGCGCAGACUAGCUGAAGCUCUGAAGAGGCACCGUUCAGGGGUCAAGUCUAAGAACCGGGUCUACAAGAUCCUGGGAGGGUUUGCCCCUGAGCAGAAGGAGACUACCCCACCAUCAGAGAGCCCUCGCCUCCCUGAGCCAGAUGGGGGACUCAAGUGUCUGAUCCCAGAGGCUGCUAUGUGCAGAGGGAAGCUGUUGGGCUCAGGCUGCUUUGGCGUGGUGCACCGAGGGCUCUGGACCCUGCCUAGUGGCCAGAGUGUCCCAGUGGCUAUCAAGUCCCUCCGGGUGGGUCCUGGAGGCCCAGUGGGCACAGAGCUGGGAGACUUCCUGCGAGAGGUGUCGGUUAUGAUGAACUUGGACCACCCACAUGUGCUCCAUCUGCAUGGCCUGGUAUUGGGCCAGCCUCUGCAGAUGGUGAUGGAACUGGCACCACUGGGCUCCCUACAUGCUCGUCUGACAGCCUCAACUCCAACGCCCCCACUUCCUGUGGCCCUGCUCUGCCUCUUUCUGAAGCAGUUGGCAGGGGCCAUGGCGUACUUGGGGGCUCAAGGGCUAGUGCACCGGGACCUUGCUACCCGCAACCUGCUGCUGACCACCCCACGCACCAUCAAGGUGGCGGACUUUGGACUGGUGCGGCCACUGGGCGGCGCCCGGGGACGCUAUGUAAUGGGCGGGCCCCGCCCCAUCCCCUAUGCCUGGUGUGCCCCAGAGAGCCUGCGCCAGGGAGCCUUCUCAUCUGCCUCCGAUGUGUGGAUGUUUGGGGUGACACUGUGGGAGAUGUUCUCCAGAGGCGAGGAACCCUGGGCUGGCGUCCCACCAUACCUCAUCCUGCAUCGGCUGGAGAAGGACCGAGCCCGGCUGCCAAGGCCACCCCUUUGCUCUAGAGCCCUCUACUCCCUCGCCUUGCGUUGCUGGGCCCCCCACCCUGAGGACCGGCCUAGCUUUUCCUACCUGGAAGGGCUGCUCCAAGAGGCCUGGCCUCGUGAGGGACGCUGUGUAAGGGACGUCACAGAGCCAGGUGCUUUGCGGAUGGAGCCUGGUGACCCCAUCACCAUCAUCGAGGGCAGCUCCUCUUCCCAUAGCCCGAACUCCACAACCUGGAAGGGCCAGAAUGGCCGCACCUUCACAGUGGGCAACUUCCCAGCAUCAGCAGUGACAGUGGCAGAUUUAGGGGGCUCAUCAGCUGCCCGUCCAGUCCAUAGAGGCCCCCCAGCCCAGGGAGAGCGAUGCCAAGGAAACAUAGAUAGGGACAGAGAGAAGGAAAAGCCUUGGGAUCUACCUCCAGCACGGGACCAGAGAAGGAAGGCACCCCUGCAGAGGAUGAAAGGAAUUUCCAAGAGUCUGGAGUCAGUUCUAUCCUUGGGUCCUCGCCCCACAGCGGGUGGUUCAAGCCCCCCAGAACUUCGACAUGCCAGAGCUGUGCCCCGGGGACCUCCAGACCUGCCUCCACGCCCUCCUUUUACCUCCAGCUCUUCUUCUCAGCCCAGCCAGCCCCCCAGAGCACGACCUCUCUGCCCCAAAAGAGAAACUCCACACAAUCAUUGCACUGGAGCAUCUGCAGCCAGUAAAGCCACCACCCCCUCUGGAGGCAUCUUGCCUGACCCUGAGUGGCAGAGGAAGAUUAUAGAGGUGGAGCUGAGUGUGCAUGGAGUCACCCACCAGGAGUGCCAAGCAGCACUCAGAGCCACUGGAGGAGAUGUGGUUUCCGCCAUCAGGAACCUCAAGGUGGACCAGCUCUUCCACCUGAGUAGCCGGUCCAGAGCCGACUGCUGGCGCAUACUGGAGCAUCACCAGUGGGACCUCUCAGCAGCUAGUCGCUAUGUCCUGGCACGGUCCUGAGCUCUGCUUCCAUGGGCAUGGACACUAACAUGGAGCAACUGGACCUCUCAGGGGCUGGCCG
Molecule: messenger RNA, 2065 nt
Organism: Castor canadensis (American beaver)
Lineage: Eukaryota; Metazoa; Chordata; Mammalia; Rodentia; Castoridae
Source: RefSeq, a predicted model, not a curated record